This is a messenger RNA of Melanaphis sacchari, 856 nucleotides long. RefSeq lists its product as uncharacterized. Lineage: Eukaryota; Metazoa; Arthropoda; Insecta; Hemiptera; Aphididae. The transcript has 2 exons. Bases 542 to 847 code for a protein of 101 amino acids. The record is from RefSeq and is a predicted model, not a curated record.
UACAAUUGAUUUGAUACUGAUUCUCACUGACGAUAACGAUUUUUUUUUUUUUUUUUUUAUGGUACAACACAUACAUGACGUGUAUUCAUUGCUCGACGUCAUUCAUUUAUUCACUAUAAUAUUAUACUAUCACACUAUGAUGUAAAGGUUGUGAGACCGUUGUUGUUGUUUUCGGUAUUCAAAUGAUGGAAAGUAGACCGCUUCUAAUGAGAGAAAGUUUAAGGCCUUUAAUGAGAUAAUACGUUGUUGACCAUUUCCACAUACCUUCAGGUUCGUGUAUAUUUGUAUAGCUAAUAAUUCGAGUAGGGUAUUUUCAAUCAUAUAAAUACGGGUUGUAUCAGUAUACCUGUAUACUCGAUAUCACUCGUCUACUACUCGCAAUCGAUAACAAGUACUCUAAGUACGACCGUUGAACGGACAAAUACGAAAAGAACGACGACGACGACGACGACGACGAGCACGACAACGAUAGACUACUACGAAACUGAAGAAUACGAGAGGGAAUCUCCUUCAUUAUUUUUUCACGAAAAAUUGAGAUAAUAUGGAAAGUUUAAAGAAAAGCUUGACGAUGCAGUCGAAUACACGAUUCAUGUCCGUGGGGGACCUGACUAUUAACUUUCCAUACCCGAUCAUACGAAUGGAAAAUCGGGAUACCCAAUAUGGACUGACCGUCCACUGUGUACUAGAGUGUGGUGAAGAUGGCGGACUAAUAGAAGUGUAUCUCCCAAGAUCCAUAAAAAUCGGCGAUGAUGAGGUGAGAGAAUUCAACCGGGGCGGAGAAAAUAGGAUGUUAAAUCUGAUCUUCAAAGGACGGCGUGGACGGUCAUUUAACAUCGGAUUUCAAUAGUUCACUAUA